Messenger RNA from Odobenus rosmarus divergens (Pacific walrus), 2582 nucleotides. It is a transcript of the gene TDRD3, whose product is annotated as tudor domain-containing protein 3-like. Gene Ontology annotation, molecular function: protein binding. Gene Ontology annotation, cellular component: nucleus. The record is from RefSeq and is a predicted model, not a curated record. Bases 72 to 2306 code for a protein of 744 amino acids. Lineage: Eukaryota; Metazoa; Chordata; Mammalia; Carnivora; Odobenidae. The transcript has 14 exons.
GGUCUCAAGUAGGAGGCCUCCCCCCCCCCCCCCCCCCUAGCCCCCCACCCCCCCCGGCUUAAGCAGCUACCAUGUCUGAGGUCCCCGGCGCGGCGUUGUCCCAGGCGGGUUGGUAUCUUUCAGAUGAAGGCAUUGAAGCUUGCACAAGUUCUCCUGACAAAGUCAAUGUAAAUGACAUCAUCCUGAUUGCUCUCAAUACAGACUUAAGAACAAUUGGCAAGAAAUUCCUCCCCAGUGACAUCAAUGGUGGAAAGGUAGAAAAGCUUGAAGGUCCAUGUGUUUUGCAAAUUCAAAAAAUUCGCAAUGUUGCUGCACCGAAGGACAAUGAAGAAUCUCAGGCUGCACCAAGAAUGCUGCGUUUGCAGAUGACUGAUGGGCAUAUAAGUUGCACAGCUGUGGAAUUUAGUUAUAUGUCAAAAAUAAGCCUGAACACACCACCUGGAACUAAAGUGAAGCUCUCAGGCAUUGUGGAUAUAAAAAAUGGAUUCCUGCUCUUGAAUGACUCUAACACCACAGUUCUUGGUGGUGAAGUAGAACACCUUAUUGAGAAAUGGGAGUUACAAAGAAGCUUGUCAAAACACAGUAGAAGUAAUAUUGGGACUGAAGGUGGACCACCUCCUUUUGUGCCUUUUGGACAGAAGUGCAUAUCUCACGUCCAAGUGGAUAGUAGAGAACUUGACCGAAGAAAGACAUUGCAAGUUACAAUGCCUGUCAAACCGACAAAUGAUAAUGAUGAAUUUGAAAAGCAAAGAACUGCUGCUAUUGCGGAAGUUGCAAAGAGCAAAGAAACCAAGACAUUUGGAGGAGGUGGUGGUGGUGCUAGAAGUAAUCUCAACAUGAGUUCUGCUGGUAACCGAAAUAGAGAAAUUUUACAAAAGGAAAAGUCAACCAAAUCUGAGGGGAAACAUGAAGGUGUCUAUAGAGAACUGGUUGAUGAGAAGGCUCUGAAACACAUAACAGAAAUGGGCUUCAGUAAAGAAGCAUCGAGGCAAGCUCUUAUGGAUCAUGGCAACAACUUAGAAGCAGCACUGAAUGUACUUCUUAACAGCAAUAAACACAAACCUGUUACAGGACCACCUCUGAGAGGUAAAGGAAAAGGAAGGGGGAGAAUAAGAUCUGAAGAAGAAGAGGAACUGGGAAAUGCAAGACCUUCAGCACCAAGCACAUUAUUUGAUUUCCUGGAGUCUAAAAUGGGGACAUUGAGUGUGGAAGAACCUAAAUCACAGCCGCAGCAGCUUCAUCAGGGGCAACACAGAUUGUCAAAUACUGAGCAAAAUGGAAUAAAAGAUAAUAAUCAACCAAGAUAUGUUCCUCGAAAUGAUACCAGACAGCCAAGAAAUGAGAAACCUCCUCGUUUUCAAAGAGACACCCAAAAUUCAAAGUCAAUUUUAGAAGGCAGUGGAUUACCUAGAAACAGAGGUUCUGAAAGACCAAGUACUUCUUCGGGAUCUGACGUGUGGGCUGAAGAGAGAAUCAAGUGUGAUAGACUCUAUUCUAGAUAUGACAGAACUAAAGAUACUUCAUACCCUUUAAGUUCUCAGCACAAUGAUGGUGCUUUUAAAAAAAGGGAUAACUCUAUGCAAAGCAGAUCAGGAAAAGGUCCGUCCUAUGCAGAGGCAAAAGAAAAUCCACUUCCUCAAGAAUCCACUGAUUAUAAUAAUCAAAAACGUGGGAAAAGAGAAAACCAAACAACAAAUCCUGAUCAUUUUUACGACAGGAAACCACGAACAAUAAAUAAUGAAACUUUCAGUGGUGUAAAAAUUGAAAAACAUUUUAACAUAAAUACUGAUUUCCAGAAUCCUGUCCGAACUAAUAGUUUCAUUGGUGUUCCGAAUGGAGAGACAGACAUGCCCCUAAAGGGCAGGCGAGUAGGACCUAUUAAGCCAGCAGGACCCAUCACAGCUACACCCUAUGAUGAUAAAGUAUUUUACAAUAGUGGGCCCAAAAGAAGAUCUGGGCCAAUUAAACCAGAAAAAAUACUAGAAUCAUCUAUUCCUAUGGAGUAUGCAAAAUUGUGGAAACCUGGAGAUGAAUGUUUUGCACUUUAUUGGGAAGACAACAAGUUUUACCGAGCAGAAGUUGAAGCUCUCCAUUCUUCAGGUAUGACAGCGGUUGUUAAAUUCAUUGAUUAUGGAAACUAUGAAGAGGUGCUACUAAGCAACAUCAGGCCCAUUCAGACAGAGGCAUGGGAGGAAGAAGGCACCUAUGACCAAACCCUUGAGUUCCGUAGAGGAGGUGAUGGCCAGCCAAGAAGAUCCACUCGGCCCACGCAGCAGUUUUACCAACCUCCCCGGGCCCGGAACUAAUAUGAGAAGAGCCUUUGUGAAGAAAGGAGCCAUUGACUGAAAUCCUGGUCAAGACCUGUUGAUAGACCUCCUACUUUCCCUUCAGAAUAAGGUGCAGCCGUGAUGAAUAUUAUUAUUGAAGAAUGGAAAAGCAGAUUUUAGAGGGGAAACAAUCCAGCUCAUACAAAGAAUGGGAAAAAAUACUAAGUUAACUAGAGCAAGUACCUUUUACAAGUGAAUGAGAAUUUUUUCUUCUGCCAUCAAUAAAACCAAUGCGCUGUUAUAUACAUUGUUUUA